Molecule: messenger RNA, 999 nt
Organism: Hyla sarda
Lineage: Eukaryota; Metazoa; Chordata; Amphibia; Anura; Hylidae
Gene: ATP5PB
Product: ATP synthase peripheral stalk-membrane subunit b
Exons: 7
Coding region: 156-908 (250 amino acids)
Biological process (GO): proton motive force-driven ATP synthesis
Molecular function (GO): proton transmembrane transporter activity
Source: RefSeq, a predicted model, not a curated record
ACAUCCGAGCGGCGUGAAGUGACGUGUUACGUUCAGAGGUGGGCGUGUCCUCCGCCAUCUUGAUUCUUCUUGUCAGGGACACAGAGGGCACCGGUUUGACUGGCAGCGUCUGGGUCUAUUCUGUCUCCCAAUCAUCUGCACACAGCGCCCGCACCAUGCUGUCCAGAGCCUCCCUGCUGACAGCUGCCAGCUUGAAAAACUCUGCUCCUGUCACGGUUGGUGUCUUGAACACAUGCCGGGCUUUCCACACUGGCCAACCUGCCCUGGCCCCAGUAGCUCCCCUUCCAGAGAAGCCGGGGAAAGUUCGCCAUGGAUUGAUUCCUGAAGAGUUCUUUCAAUUUCUUUACCCCAAAACAGGAGUCACAGGACCUUAUAUGUUUGGGACUGGACUUCUUGUCUACCUUUUGUCUAAAGAAAUAUACGUCAUAAACAAUGAAUCUAUUGCAAUGCUUUCUAUGGGUCUUGUCAGCGUCUACGCUAUCAAGAAAUUUGGUCAUAAAGUGGGAGAAUUUGCUGACAAACUUAAUGACGAGAAAGUUAGUAAAGCUGCAGCUGUGAAAGAAUCUGCACUCAAGGAACUAGAAAGUGCUAUUGAGAUGGAAAAGAAGGAGCAGUGGAGAGUAGAUGGCAGACAGUAUCUCUUCGAUGCUAAACGGAACGUUGUGAGCAUGCUUCUGGAGAUCAACUACAGGGAAAGGUUGCUUACAGUCUACAAUGAGGUGAAAAAACGUCUAGACUACCAACUAGCUCUGCAGAAUCUCCUGCGCCAAAAAGAACAAGAUCAUUUGAUCAAUUGGGUAGAAAAAUCUGUGGUUCAAAGCAUCACGCCACAACAGCAAAAAGAGAGCAUCGCCAAAUGCAUCGCAGACCUGAAGCUUCUAUCAAAGACUGCACAAGCAAGUGCUUAAAUUAUUUUUUUGGCUGCUGCAUUUGUACAGAGAAGGAUCUUAACUGUUUGACUGUACAAUGGAGAACUCUUAAAUACAUAUUUCUACACAA